Molecule: messenger RNA, 1894 nt
Organism: Closterium sp. NIES-67
Lineage: Eukaryota; Viridiplantae; Streptophyta; Zygnematophyceae; Desmidiales; Closteriaceae
Source: the annotation of a GenBank genome assembly
CCUCCUGAAAAACGCAAACGCCAUGGGUAGAUUAUCGUGCAAGAUGCCCCUUCAUGUAUUUCCGUUUACGUCCUUACCGUCCGUGUCUGUAACGCGUAUUUGUUGAUCAUCAUCGGACGGCAGUCACCGCAUCGACCGCUAGGCUCCGGCGUUUCUUGUUUGCGAGCGAGGGCUUUCCGCGUGCGCUUGUGUGCGGCGGCUUGCUGGGGUGCGCUCAUGGCGGAGGGCGAGAGCGCAUCGCAGCAGCCCCACUCGGAUCGCGAUAGUCCCUCCCGACCGCCGCUCAAGGCGCUCGGCGCGCAGGGGGACUCCGUAAAGCUCGGUGAGGGUGGUUCGUGCAACGGCGGUGUGAUCGGCGAGGGCACGCGGCAGUCGGAGAACAACGAGGCCGAUAGAGAUCGGGCGAGAGAGAACGGUAGGGAUAGGGAUAGGGAUAGGGAUGGGGAGCGCAAGGCAGUGGAGGCGGAGAGUGUGAAGGCGCGCGCGCGGCCCAGCGGCAAGGUGGUGCACAUGGCGCGCGCGGACCUCGUCAACCUCGCGGACCUCGACCGCGCGCUCGACCGCGCGCUCUCCCGCCGAGAAAAGCCCGCCGCCGCCCCUCAAGCCGCAGGGCCGGCGGGUGAGGGCGGCGGCAGCGACGCGGACAAGCUGGGGCACGGCCCGCAGGCCGAGGGGUCGGAGCGACCGGCGUGGGAGAUCGACGUGAAGAACGUGGUGCUGAGAAAGCUGAUCGCCAACGGCACGUUCGGCACCGUGUACCGAGGCACCUUCCAAGGAAAGGACGUCGCAGUGAAGGUGUUGGACUGGGGCGAGGAGGACACCAUGUCGCGCAUGCAGCUGGACCGCCUGAGGCGUGCGUUCAAGCAGGAGGUCACGGUGUGGAGCACGCUCUCGCACCCCAACAUCACGCAGUUCGUGGGGGCGUCCGUGGCGGACCAGGGCGGGUUCAUGAUCCCGUCGUUCGAGCGCGGGCGCGGCGGGCGCAAGGGCGACAUCCGCGUGGAGGGCAGUCUGUGCUGCCUGGUGGUGGAGUACGUGCCGGGCGGCACGCUCAAGGACUACCUCAUCGCCAACCGCCGCCGCAAGCUGCCGCUGCGCACCGUCGUGCAGCUCGCCGCUGACAUGGCCAAGGGGCUGGAGUACCUGCACGGGCAUGGCGUGGUGCACCGCGACAUCAAGUCCGAGAACAUGCUGCUCACAGCCAGCCGCCGUGUGAAGGUGGCGGACUUUGGCGUGGCGCGCAUAGAGGCGGAGAACCCCAAGGACAUGACGGGGGCCACGGGCACGCUAGGCUACAUGGCGCCCGAGGUGCUGGAUUGCCGGCCGUACAACCACCGCGCUGACGUGUACAGCUUUGGCAUCUGCCUGUGGGAGAUCUACUGCUGUGACAUGCCUUUUCCCGAUCUCGACUUCAAGGAGAUGGCUGCUGUGGUCAACAAGGGUCUGCGCCCCACCAUCCCAGGCAUCUGCCCGCGGGACCUGGCGAGCAUCAUGCGGCGCUGCUGGGAUGCGGACCCGAAGAAGCGGCCCGACAUGGGGGAGGUGGUGGCGCUGCUGGGAAAGGUGGAUGUGAAGCGCGGCAAGGGCAUGGCGCCCAUCUACGACAUGCCCAACGACUCCAUCUCCUGCUGCUGGGUCACAUGAACGCCUCACGCCUCCUCUGCACACGCCACUCCACUGCAGCUUCAAGGACCGACGGCAGGUAGUGGGCGACAUCAUGUCCUCACAACACCAUGGUGUUGCACCACUGCACUUCUUGUCACAAUCAAGCCUAAUUACACACUUCAAACUUAAUGUGGCUUGAAGGGUGCAGUAUUGUUCCAUCAGCUAGAGUAAAGCUCAUGUUGGUGCUUCGCUGUCACAAAUGGUGAUUACAAUGUAAAAGAAAAUAUUG